Molecule: messenger RNA, 2593 nt
Organism: Neurospora tetrasperma FGSC 2508
Lineage: Eukaryota; Fungi; Ascomycota; Sordariomycetes; Sordariales; Sordariaceae
Exons: 4
Coding region: 136-2340 (734 amino acids)
Biological process (GO): nuclear-transcribed mRNA catabolic process, deadenylation-dependent decay; translation; translational termination
Cellular component (GO): translation release factor complex
Molecular function (GO): GTPase activity; translation release factor activity; GTP binding
Source: RefSeq, a predicted model, not a curated record
CGCGCCGACUGGACUGGUCACUCAGAGUACUACAACCAAGUACAGGUCGUCGUCAGCCCACGAGCGAGACCCCGAAACCAGACACUUUCUAUCGGCACCUUCCCGCGAAUCACACGCGACCGCUACCUAUCCAACAUGUCUGGAAACGUCCAGAACAACUGGGAGGAGGCCGCCGACCAGGACGAGCGCCUGGCGCGCCAGGCCCAGCAACAGAUGAACAUUAACGCCGGCACCUUCCGCCCCGGGGCUGCUGCCUUCACCCCCAACGCCCCCUCCUUCACUCCCGGCCAGUUCGCCGCUCCCGGCUUCACUCCUCAGUACCAGCAGCAAUAUUACGGCGGCGCCCAGCAGGGCUAUGGCGGCGGCGGCUACCCCCAGUACGGCCAGCAGGGCUACGGACAGUACAACAACAACCAGCAGCAGCAGCAGCAGCAGCAGGGUUAUGGCGCUGUCUACGGUCAGCAGGGAUAUAACCAGGGCUACGGCCAGCAACAACAAUACGGUGGUUACCAGCAGAACCAGGGCUACCAGCAGAGGCAACAGCAGAACCGCGAUGCGCCCAAGCCUGCCCCUCAGAUCGUCAAGAGGCCAGAGCAGCCCGCUGCCCAGGCGCAACCAAAGGCCGACGCCCCCAAGCCGGCUGCCGCUCCCGUCAAGGUUCUCAGCAUCGGAGGCGAUGCUCCCGCCAAGGUUUUGAGCAUCGGUGGUGAUGCGCCCAAGCCCGCGGCCAAGGUUCUCUCCAUCUCUGGCACUGCUCCCGCCAAGGAGGAGCCCAAGAAGGAGGUGCCCAAGAAGGAGGCUGCGAAGAAGGAGGGUACCGCUGAGGCUGCCGCCAAGGUGACUGCUACCAAGGCUGUUGAGAAGACCGAGUCUGCUGCUGCUAGCGGCAGGACUUCGCCCGCUCCCUCUUCGGGCCGUGCCAGCCCUUCGGCCGCUAAGUCCGGCAACAAGGUUUCGCGCGACGUCGAUGCUGUCGAGAAGGAUAUUCAGUCCGCCGAUGUUGACGAAGAGACCCUCAAGGAAAUCUACGGCAAGGAGCACAUGAACAUCAUCUUCAUCGGUCACGUCGAUGCCGGCAAGUCUACCCUCGGUGGUGCCAUUCUCUACGUCACCGGCAUGGUCGACCAGCGUACACUUGACAAGUACAAGAGGGAGGCUAAGGAUAUGGGUCGUGAGACUUGGUACCUCUCGUGGGCUCUUGAUUUGACCAACGAGGAGCGUGCCAAGGGCAAGACCGUCGAGGUUGGCCGUGGUUUCUUCGAGACCGACAAGCGCAAGUACUCUAUUCUCGAUGCCCCCGGCCACAAGACCUAUGUCCCCAACAUGAUUGGUGGUGCUUCCCAGGCUGAUGUUGGUAUCCUCGUCAUCUCCGCCCGUAAGGGUGAGUACGAGACCGGUUUCGAGAAGGGCGGUCAGACCCGUGAGCACGCCAUGUUGGCCAAGACCCAGGGCGUCAACAAGCUCGUCGUUGUCAUCAACAAGAUGGACGACCCUACCGUCAACUGGUCCGAAGAGCGCUACAAGGAGUGCACCACCAAGCUUGCCCAGUUCUUGAAGGGUACUGGUUACAACCUGAAGACGGAUGUCUUCUUCAUGCCCGUCGCUGCCCAGCAGACCAUGGGUAUCAAGGACCGCGUGCCCAAGGAUCUCUGCCCCUGGUAUGAUGGCCCCUCGCUGCUUGAGUACCUCGACAACAUGAGCUCUCUCGAGCGCAAGGUCAACGCCCCCUUCAUGAUGGCUGUUUCUGGCAAGUAUCGUGAUAUGGGUACCAUGAUCGAGGGUAAGAUCGAGGCCGGUGUGAUCAAGAAGGGUAUGAGCUUGAUCAUGAUGCCUAACAAGCAGACGAUUGAAAUCUCGGCCGUCUACGGCGAGACGGAAGAUGAGGUUCCCGUUGCUCAGUGCGGUGAGCAAGUCCGUCUCCGUCUCCGUGGCAUCGAAGAAGAAGAAAUCAUGCCCGGUUUCGUCCUUUGCUCGCCCAAGCGUCUUGUCCACAACGUCACCGCUUUCGAGGCUCAGAUCCGUAUUCUUGACCUCAAGAGCAUUCUGACUGCCGGUUUCAACUGCGUGCUCCACGUCCACGCCGCUAUCGAGGAGGUUACUUUCGCCGCUCUCCUCCACAAGCUCCAAAAGGGCACCAACAGGAAGUCCAAGCUUCCUCCUUCGCACGCCAAGAAGGGCGACAGCAUCAUUGCUCGUCUCGAGGUUACCGGUGGUGCCGGCUCCGUCUGUGUUGAACGGUUCGAGGACUACCCCCAGAUGGGUCGUUUCACCCUCCGUGACCAGGGUCAAACCAUUGCUAUUGGCAAGAUCACCAAGCUCAUCACCGAUACCUCUGCUUAAAUGGUCAAGAGAAAAUUGGUGUUCUCGGCGAAUUCGAGCAAAGAAACUGCACUGCUCGAGUCAAAGAUGUAAAAGGGAUCAAGUAGGCUUCACAUUGGUUAUUUGCUUGAGCGCGGGAAAAGCCUUAGCAAGGGUUCUGUUUACGUUCUUCGAGACGAAGCAUUAGGGAGAUAGAGCAAAAUACCAGUUGGAAUGAGAAAGUUUUGUUACGUUUGGGAAGUCUGGAUAGCUUACGUAUCCAGGUUCGUUUUGC